Molecule: messenger RNA, 3776 nt
Organism: Manis pentadactyla (Chinese pangolin)
Lineage: Eukaryota; Metazoa; Chordata; Mammalia; Pholidota; Manidae
Gene: F2RL3
Product: F2R like thrombin or trypsin receptor 3
Exons: 2
Coding region: 1361-2917 (518 amino acids)
Biological process (GO): thrombin-activated receptor signaling pathway; positive regulation of Rho protein signal transduction; blood coagulation
Cellular component (GO): membrane
Molecular function (GO): thrombin-activated receptor activity
Source: RefSeq, a predicted model, not a curated record
GCCUGCAGGGGCUUGGGUGUGGGGUCAGGUCCCCCGAACCCUCCUGGCGCUUUGUGAGUGCAGCCCUUUGGAAUCCCAAGUCUGCCCCUGCCCUGGCUUCUCCAGCACCUUCCCUGUGCGGUCCUGUGCUGGGGGUAAAGGGGAAUCCCAGCCCAUGGUAUACUUGAGCAAACUCAGAUUUGGGGUACCAAGGAGGAAGUGCCCAGCAAACAGGGUCACAGCACCCUAGAAAUCAGGAGAGGGGGAGGCACACCUGUGGGUGCCUGUCUGGCUUCAGCAUAGAAUGUAAAGAACAAUUUGCACAAAGGGGGCUCCCCUGAGAAGCCUCGCGCUGGAGGGACUCAAGGGGCUCUCACUGAAGAGGGGGGCCCGCUAGGCUCAGGGUCGGGAGGCUUCGGGUCCAGGUGGAACUGCAGGGUGACGAAAUCCAGGACUGACUGCUGACUCUGAGCUGUUUGCCAUUUUUUUUCCCGCCAUUUGAAACAGGUGUACAGGGCUAGUUUAUCUUGCCAAUACACCACGUUGCGAAUAACAGAAUCAAUAAUAAAACAAGUAAGUGAAAUACACACACCGUAACAUUGAGCGCAUGAACUGUGUUAAGCACCCAGCUCCGUGGCACCAAGCACACUCCUGUUGCUGUGAGUUGCUACCACCCGCUGGCUCCAGAGCUUGUUCAUCUUGCAAAACUGAAACUGUCCUCAUGAAACCCUGGCACCCAGCCCCUCCCCCGGCCCCCACCCUCUGCUUCCUGUCUCUGUGAACCUGACAGUUCUAGGGACCCCCUAUAAGUGGAUUCAUGCAAUAUGUGUCCUUUUGUGUCUGGCUUAGUUCACAGCAUGGUGUCCUCAAGGUUCGGCCAUGUUGGAGCAGGUGUCAGAACCUCCCCCUUUUUAAAGCUGCUAUUCUGCCUCUUUAAAACAUGAAUUCUUAUGGAAGUGGCACACGAUACAGAGAACACCAACAAUACACAAAGCAGAGAGAGAAGUGGGUGCCCGAGUGCCUAUCCCCAAAGGCAGCUGCCCCUAGUGUCCCCCAGGUGAUGCCUCCGUGCGGCUCAUGGCCCAGCUGGAAUAGCAGCCCUGCACCCCCACAUCUGGGGUCCCCCAUUCCCACAGGCACAGGUUGCUUCUGUUGUGGGAGGCUGUUGGUGCGUGUCUCCGCCUCUGUGCUGCUGGGAAUAUUUUGGUACAGAAGUCUUCCUGUGCGUGUGUAUCUGCCAUAAAUUUCUAGACAUGGAACUCCUGAGCCAAACAACCCUCUGCAGGGACACCGGUCUACCCCGCCCCCAUGACACCGCGCUGCCGCCUGCCCCCAGCCUUCCCCGCUCGUUUCCUGUUCUCCUGGAGGGAAGCAGGGUCUCAUGGCAGCUGCCCUGUGUGCUGGGGAUGUCAUCAGUCACAGUGGCCAAGAGAUAGGCGUGGGGCUGAAUCUGUCCUUGGUGUCAGUGGUAGAAACCGCUCAGAAACGGGGGAGGCUUCUGGCUGAGACCACUGCACAAGCCAGAGGUCUCCUGGCCUCGGUCCCUCCCCGCCUGGGGCUGGGGGCAGGGACCUCAGCAUCUCAGCCGCCAGCUGCACGAACUGCUCAGUCACUUCCUGGCUGGUUCCGUGUCCCUGAGUGUGUGACUAGAUUAGGGCUCGCAGUGCUGGGCCACGGCCACAUCAGACACCCCUUUCCAGUUAAUUUCUUCUUCCUUGACUCCCACUGCCCAGCAGGAAGUCACAGCCCAGAGCAGCCGGCGCCGAGCCCCGGUGGCAUGCGGAUGCUCCUGCUUCUGUGGCCCCUGGUGCUGGGGCUCAGCCUAGAGAGUGACACCCAGAACCCCAUCAGCUACGACGAGAGUGGGAGUGCAGGAGGAGGCGAUGAUGGCACACUGGGAUCCUGCACCAGGCCCCAGGCGGUGCCCCGCAGCUUCCCCGGCCAGCUGUGCUCCAACCACAGCGAUAUCCUGGAGCUCCCGGACAGCUCCCGUGCGCUGCUGCUGGGCUGGGUGCCCACGAGGCUGGUGCCCUCCCUCUAUGGGCUGGCCCUGGUCAUAGGGCUGCCCGCCAACAGCCUGGCGCUGUGGGUGCUGGCCACCCGGGUGCCACGGAUGCCCUCCACCGUGCUGCUGAUGAACCUGGCGGCGGCCGACCUGCUGCUAGCCCUGGUGCUGCCACCGCGCAUCGUGUACCACCUGCAGGGCCAGCGAUGGCCCUUGGGCGAGGUUGCCUGUCGCCUGGCCACAGCCACGCUGUAUGGCCACAUGUAUGGCUCUGUGCUGCUGCUGGCCGCCGUCAGCCUGGACCGCUACCUGGGUGUGGUGCAUCCGCUGCGGGCCCGUACCCUCCGGGGCCAGUGCCUAGCUUCUGGGCUCUGUGCCAUGGCCUGGCUGGUGGCGGCUGCCCUGGCGCUGCCCCUGGCGCUGCAGCAGCAGACCUACCAGCUGUCACACUCGGACCACGUGCUCUGCCAUGACGUGCUGCCUGUGGGCACCCAGGCCUCCUACUGGCGGCCUGUCUUCAUCUGCCUGGCCGUGCUCGGCUGCUUCCUGCCUCUGCUGGCCAUGCUGCUGAGCUACGGGGCCACCCUUUGCACGCUGGCAGCCGGUGGCCGGCGCUACAGCCACGCGCUGAGGCUGACCACGCUGGUGCUGGCCUCGGCUGUGGCUUUCUUCACCCCCAGCAACAUCCUGCUGCUCCUGCACUACUCGAACCCAAGCGCGGAUGCCUGGGGGGACCUGUAUGCCGCCUACGUGCCCAGCCUGGCACUCAGCACGCUCAACAGCUGCGUGGACCCCUUCGUCUACUAUUACGUGUCAGCUGAGUUUAGGGACAAGGUGCGGGAGGGGCUGCUCUGCUGGAAGCCCGGCCCCUCGGUGGCCUCCAGGGAGGGGGGCAGCCCUGGGUUGGGCACCCGGUCCUCCUCACUCGUGUGAUGGCCCCUCAGAGGGGGGCCAAAUGGGAAGAGGGUGUCCUGGGUUGCAUAGGGUGCCCUCCCCAUUCAUGUCCACUAGGAACCUCUGAAUAGGAUCUUAUUUGGAAAGAGGAUCUUUGCAGGUGUCAUUAGUUAAGAUGAGGUCGCAUUGGAGGAGGAUGGCCCCUAAAUCCAACAUGACUAGUGUCCUAAUAAAAGGACUCAGAGACACACACACAGGGAAGGCCAUGUGGCCGUGGCACCAGGCUGAAGCUCACACAAGCCAAGGAACGCCGCGGCUGUGAGACCCACUCACUGGUCCAAAUUCAAUAAGUGGACAUGGAGACAGAGAACAGCGGAGCGAAGCUUUAAUGACGGUCCUGCAAGAUCGGGUGUCUGGUGGGCAGGCACACCUGGGGAGUUUGGCGCCAGUAAUUUAUCUCCUAGUAUGCGAGUCCCUCCCCUGGUUCCUCAUUGGCUGAGUCCUACAGGGUUCACAGUCUUCCCCGGACUUUGCCUAAGCCCGUUAUAUCCUUCCUUUACAUUUGUCUUAUUCUUAUUGGUAGGUUUAAAAAACUCAAACAGGUAUCGCCAGGCCCUUAUCAGUUCCCCCCACCCCACCCUCAGCUCGAGCAGCUUCCACCAUGUGGCCCUUUGUUCAUACCUUACUGUUAAAGUGCUUAAACAUCCUGGUGGGAAUAAAUCACAUUUAGGUUUCAUGCUCUGUCCUAACACAGCCCCCUGGCAGCCCAGGGAAGCCGGGGAGAGCGUCCUGGCAUACACUUACCUUGGCAGCCCCCAGAUCCCUGCCCACACCUUGAUCUCAGACUUCUGGCACCCAGAAUUGUCAAAUAAAUGGCUAUUAAGUCACCUAGCACUUG